UAUUACGCCGGCUCUGUUAAUGCAAACAACUUUAAUGUUUUCUUUCAGGGUCGUUGUUAUCUGUCUUAAUUUUACGGGAGUGAGAUGUCAAUCAAAGACAUAUCUGCGCAAGACUUAUAUUGGUUCUGAGAACGUACUCCGGUUCUGCACAAGUAAUGGUUCUGGGAAAGUGCACCGCUGCCGUACCCUGAUCUUUUAGCCAGUGUCAUCGGUCUCACAAAGUGAAACCGAAUAGAAAUGGCAAGUUUGAAUGCAGGCACAAGAAGUAAAGGACAAAGUGUGGCUCAAACCGAAAGAGAUACAGAACCAGAGUCUAUAAGGCCAACAACCACUUAUAGUUUAGAAACAAUGAAUGUUUUGACAGAGGUUUCCAAAUCUGUUGGAUAUAUAACUGGAAAGAAGGAAUCUGGAACAUGCUGGAGGGUUGGCAAUGAUAAGAUAAUUACUGCUGCACAUGUUGUUAAAAAUAAUAUAUGGAAUACAGUUCUAGAUAUACCUUUUGAAGAAGACUUGAAAACAUUUAAGGUAGACUUUGGUUUCAUUAGCGAAAAGUCAUCCAGUUUUUUCAAAGUUGAGCCGAAAGUUUUGUUUAUGGAUGAAAGUUUGGAUGUUGCAGUUCUCCAGCUGAAACCUAAUGACCAGAAGCAGUUUCCUCCUCCAUUAGAGACAUUUGAUAAACUUAAUCCUGAAAAAGAUGAGCAUAAGCAUGUUUUUUUAAUCAGUCAUAACAAAGGUGAAAAAAAAGAAGUCAACUUUGGAAUCGGUAUUUGGAAUCCAACAGAGAAAAGAUUAGAAGAUCUAGAAAAGUUCUGUAGAAAGUAUGGAAAAGAGAAUGGAUACAAAGAUGUAGAUAGAAAAGAUCGCUUGGUUAUUCAGUGUGAAUUUGUUGGUGGUGCUUCUGGGAGUCCUGGCAUUGUUAUUUAUAAUAAUGUCGCCCAUGUUGUAUUUGUGUAUAUAAGGGGAUUUCCUUCUUUUUAUUAUAGUCAACGGUUUCCCGAUGAAGAAAGAAGAAAAUUUCCUAGUGAUAAGUUACUUCAGCAAGGAGUCAAUAUUGGCGAUCUGUUUAACACCAUGUCCAAAAAUGAAGUGAACUUAAAACUACGUAAUGAGAUAUUCCCUGUGGAAGCAAAAAAGCAACACCAGCAUAAGCAGUCUUCUCAAAAUAUUGAACAUGGCGGAAGUGACAAAUUCACAGUACAAGAUUUGUGUGCAGGAAUGGAAAACACACGUUUAGAAAGCAAUAUCAAUGAGGAUACAGUUCCAAUGUCAUCUUUAAGCAUAGAAACUCUACCAUUACCUGCAAAAAGGACAAUACCCAAAAGACCCUCUUCAAAUACUUCUAAAGAGACCAAUCUAAAGGCGGCAGCACCCACAGCCAGUGGACAACAUUCUUUUGAACCAAAAAGAUCUACUUCUGAACAGACCUGUCCAAAGACAACAACUGCAGCCAGUGGGGAAAAUUCUUUUGAAUCAAGUUUGACAUCUUCAUCAAAUAGAUCUAUAAAUAAUUCAGAAUCAGUGUCAUUGCUUGAUUCAUCCAUGGACAGUUUUUCUAACAUCCCAGCGUCUGGUGCAAGAGGUGGCUGUAUGAUGACACAAACAGUCAUGCACAGAGACAAUCAGUCAUCCAAGUUACAGCAGAAAUAUGUUUCACAAGUCCAGACUGGCCCAAAUACACAAACAAUUUCUACAGGUAACAUUAAUAUAGAAACUACAGCACCUGUCAAUCUUCAUCAACAAACGGAAAUUGAUCAAAGAUUAAAACCUGCACUAGAAAAUCUAAAGAAAAUUAUUAAUGUAUUUGUGGAACCAAACAUGGAUCUUAAGCCUAAAGAUGUAGCACAAAAAAGUGGAAUUGGAAAAACUGCAAAAGAUGUCAACAAAUCUUUAUAUCUACUGGAUAAGAAAAAGGUGCUUACACUUGAAAAAAAUGCUGAUGGCACAGACCCUAGAUGGAACAGAGGCACAUUAACUCAGUACAGUGAGAAAGAGCUACUUGAAUGGGCUGCAGAAAUUGUGCAUGCGAGUACAACAACAACCGUGGCUCCAACUCAAGUACACCACCAUCAUAACCACCAACAUGAACAUAAUGCUUUCUUCCAAGUUGGAAACGACAAUGUUAUAGCUCUUGACCGAAAUAACCAGAAAGGAAGAAGAGAAAGAGAAGUAAUGACAGCAUCAGAAGAUAUUGUAUCCAACUUACAACAGAAUUCUCAAUAAUUUUCCUUUCCAAAUAAAUUAUUUCCCUGUGAUAUGUACAGACAAUUAUACUAUCAUAUUUUUAAGUAAAUUUGAAAUUACCGAUUAUAACUGUAGAAAAGUAUUAUUUUUACACUGUUAUGGCAUAAAUGAAUUUUGACAGGUUGAUAAAUAAGAAAUCUCCCUAGUUGUAGUUUAUGCAUCAUAUUUGAUAUGAUAAGUAAACUGGAUUGUAUUUUUAGGUAUUGUAUAGAUAGGCUUAAAGCCAAUUGAAGUAUCCAUUUUUUUUAAAUGUGAAAAGGUAAAAAAAAGUGUGAUCAAUCUUUUAAAGAUUUUCUCGCUGUGUUGAAGACCCAUUGGUGGCUUUGGGCUGUUUUCUGCUAUUUGGUCGGGUUAUUGUCUCUUUGACACAUUCCUUAUAUCUGUUCUCAAUUCAAUUGAGCUUCACGAAUAUUAAUUUACAAGUGGUUUUAAAUUUAACAAUUGAAUUGGAUUUGUACAUUUGUAAUGAAGAUGGUAUUAUCAAUGAAAUCUUCUCUAAUCUAUCACUACAAAAUGAAAAAACAAUUUCAAAGCUUGAAAAAAAAAUGAAAAAACUCCUUUAAGCAUAUUUAUUUGAAACAAUUAUUUACUACUGUAAAUUCAGAAACUAUUGCGUGCAUUUAUUAUUGCUAUUUUUGAAGAAUGAACUAAAAUGCGAGUUUAAUUAUUGCAAUUUGAGGAAAAAGCUACCUACAGAUAUAUGUAUCAGAUAUCAGAAUGCAAGUUCUUAUUAUUGCUAUAUUCAAGAAGUCGCAUUAUUUGCAUUAAUAAAAACCUCACAAUAGUGUCUGAAUUUACAGUAUGUUGAUUUGAAUAUGUGCUCAUGUAUGUUUUUUUUGUCUCUCUUUUACAUUUCUGCAUGACUUCAUUUUAUUUAUAUAUAGAAUGCAGCUUACAAUUAUUUUAUUAAUGCUGUAUGUCAAUUAUUCAUCAUAAAAAAUUUGAUUUUGUUUGCUUGACAUCAAAUUUUAAACUAGAUAUUUAUCAAUUGAAUGUGAAAAUAUGAUAUUUUUUAAUGAUUUUGACAGUAUUAUUGUAUGUGACAGAAAGGAACAAAAAAUUUUGUUUUUUUGUUUUUCUGUUUUGUUAUAGUGCUAGCAUUUGCAAUGUACCAAUUUUUUUCUGGUACAUAUAUCUAUAGAAAUGUGGAAAGUACUACCCUAGAAAAAACAAAUCAUAAAACAACACAUAUAAUUGUGUAACCUUACAUAAAAUCUAUAUUGACAAAUAAUUCACUUCUGUUGCCUUGUCGUCUUAUGCAUUAAAGAUGACACAAAGAAUUCACCUUUGUUGUUUUGUCAUGUGUCAUCAUAUUCAUUUAAGAUGACACAAAAUAUUCACUUCUUUUGUCUGGUAUCAUCUGUAUGCAUUAAACUAUUAAUAACUGCAGAAAAGUAUUAUUUUUACACUGUUAUGGCAUAAAUGAAUUUUGACAGGUUGAUAAAUAAGAAAUCUCCCUAGUUGUAGUUUAUGCAUCAUAUUUGAUAUGAUAAGUAAACUGGAUUGUAUUUUUAGGUAUUGUAUAGAUAGGCUUAAAGCCAAUUGAAGUAUCCUUUUUUUUUAAAUGUGAAAAGGUAAAAAAAAGUUUGAUCAAUCUUAAAGAUUUUCUCGCUGUGUUGAAGACCCGUUGGUGGCCCUGGGCUGUUUUCUGCUCUUUGGUCGGGUUAUUGUCUCUUUGACACAUUCCUUAUUUCUGUUCUCAAUUCAAUUGAGCUUCACGAAUAUUAAUUUACAAGUGAUUUUAAAUUUAACAAUUGAAUUGGAUUUGUACAUUUGUAAUGAAGAUGGUAUUAUCAAUGAAAUCUUCUUUAAUCUAUCACUACAAAAUGAAAAAAUAUAUUUCAAAGCUUGAAAAAAAAAUGAAAAAACUCCUUUAAGCAUAUCUAUUUGAAACAAUUAUUUACUACUGUAAAUUCAGAAACUAUUGCAUGCAUUUAUUAUUGCUAUUUUUGAAGAAUGAACUAAAAUGCGAGUUUAAUUAUUGCAAUUUGAGGAAAAAGCUACCUACAGAUAUAUGUAUCAGAUAUCAGAAUGCAAGUUCUUAUUAUUGCUAUAUUCAAGAAGUCGCAUUAUUUGCAUUAAUAAAAACCUCACAAUAGUGUCUGAAUUUACAGUAUGUUGAUUUGAAUAUGUGCUCAUGUAUGUUUUUUUUGUCUCUCUUUUACAUUUCUGCAUGACUUCAUUUUAUUUAUAUAUAGAAUGCAGCUUACAAUUAUUUUAUUAAUGCUGUAUGUCAAUUAUUCAUCAUAAAAAUUUUGAUUUUGUUUGCUUGACAUCAAAUUUUAAACUAGAUAUUUAUCAAUUGAAUGCGAAAAUAUGAUAUUUUUUAAUGAUUUUGACAGUAUUAUUGUAUGUGACAGAAAGGAACAAAAAAUUUUGUUUUUUUGUUUUUCUGUAUUGUUAUAGCGCUAGCAUUUGCAAUGUACCAAUUUUUUUCUGGUACAUAUAUCUAUAUAAAUGUGGAAAGUACUACCCUAGAAAAAACAAAUCAUAAAACAACACAUAUAAUUGUGUAACCUUACAUAGAAUCUAUAUUGACAAAUAAUUCACUUCUGUUGCCUUGUCGUCUUAUGCAUUAAAGAUGACAAAGAAUUCACCUUUGUUGUUUUGUCAUGUGUCAUCAUAUUCAUUUAAGAUGACACAAAAAAUUCACUUCUUUUGUCUGGUAUCAUCUGUAUGCAUUAAACUAUUAAUAACUGCAGAAAAGUAUUAUUUUUACACUGUUAUGGCAUAAAUGAAUUUUGACAGGUUGAUAAAUAAGAAAUCUCCCUAGUUGUAGUUUAUGCAUCAUAUUUGAUAUGAUAGGUAAACUGGAUUGUUUUUUUAGGUAUUGUAUAGAUAGGCUUAAAGCCGAUUGAAGUAUCUAUUUUUUUUAAAUGUGAAAAGGUGAAAAAAAGUGUGAUCAAUCUUUUAAAGAUUUUCUCGCUGUGUUGAAGACCCAUUGGUGGCCUUGGGCUGUUUUCCGCUCUUUGGUCUGGUUAUUUUCUCUUUGACACAUUCCUUAUUUCUGUUCUCAAUUCAAUUGAGCUUCACGAAUAUUAAUUCACAAGUGAUUUUAAAUUUAACAAUUGAAUUGGAUUUGUACAUUUGUAAUGAAGAUGGUAUUAUUGAUGAAAUCUUCUUUAAUCUUUCACUACAAAAUGAAAAAAUAUAUUUCAAAGCUUCAAAAAAAAUGAAAAAACUCCUUUAAGCAUAUUUAUUUGAAACAAUUAUUUACUACUGUAAAUUCAGAAACUAUUGCGUGCAUUUAUUAUUGCUAUUUUUGAAGAAUGAACUAAAAUGCGAGUUUAAUUAUUGCAAUUUGAGGAAAAAGCUACCUACAGAUAUAUGUAUCAGAUAUCAGAAUGCAAGUUUUUAUUAUUGCUAUAUUCAAGAAGUCGCAUUAUUUGCAUUAAUAAAAACCUCACAAUAGUGUCUGAAUUUACAGUAUGUUGAUUUGAAUAUUUGCUCAUGUAUGUAUUUUUUGUCUCUCUUUUACAUUUCUGCAUGACUUCAUUUUAUUUAUAUAUAGAAUGCAGCUUACAAUUAUUUUUUUAAUGCUGUAUGUCAAUUAUUCAUCAUCAAAAAAUUGAUUUUGUUUGCUUGACAUCAAAUUUUAAACUAGAUAUUUAUCAAUUGAAUGAGAAAAUAUGAUAUUUUUUAAUGAUUUUGACAGUAUUAUUGUAUGUGACAGAAAGGAACAAAAAAUUUUGUUUUUUUGUUUUUCUGUAUUGUUAUAGUGCAAGCAUUUGCAAUGUACCAAUUUUUUUCUGGUAUCUAUAGAAAUGUGGAAAGUACUACCCUAGAAAAAACAAAUCACAAAACAACACAUAUAAUUGUGUAACCUUACAUAGAAUCUAUAUUGACAAAUAAUUCACUUCUGUUGCCUUGUCGUCUUAUACAUUAAAGAUGACACAAAGAAUUCACCUUUGUUGUUUUGUCAUGUGUCAUCAUAUUCAUUUAAGAUGACACAAAAUAUUCACUUCUUUUGUCUGGUAUCAUCUUUAUGCAUUAAAGAUGACACAAACAGCCACUUCUGUUGUUUUGUGUCAUCUUUCAUGCCUCAAAUUUGAUAUUUAUUAUAAAUUCCACCAAAGUUUCACAAAUUUUUCUAUAUGAAGUUUUGCACUGAUAUUUUAAUUUGUAAUCUAAUAGCUGUUCCAGAUUUAAAAAACAUGCUGGGAUGGGAGGCACUGCAAUAAAUUAAUUAUGAUUGGUUUCAUUCUCUAUUGAAUUUUUUGAGAAAUAUACCUAAAAUGAAAAUUUUUUAAUUUAUUGGUGCUCAGAGUAUUAAAAAAAAAUAUGCACCCAUGCAUUUAAUUCUGAAACAGCUCUUAGUGAUUUCUGAAAUCUCAUUAAAUCACAUAUUAUUUGGAGACUGCAGGUAAUAGAGAUCAUUUUUUGGACGACUCGCACACGUUUUAUUGUUAAAACAUGAAAAUCUGCGUAAUAAAAUCUUUUGAUUUAAACUGUAGCAAAUAAAAAUGUCAAAAAUGGACACUAGGAAAAAAAGUUAUUUGUUCAUAUAUGAAAUAUUAAUAAUAUAUAUAUAACAGUAUAUGUAAAUUGUGUUCAAUAUUUAUAGUGACACUGUCACAGAAUGUUACAAAUUAUGGUUAGUUGAUCUAACUAGUAGUUAUUGAUAAACAUUGCUUUAUUAGUUGAUUAAAUGUUUGUUUCUUA
Mytilus californianus (California mussel) is the source of this 6903-nucleotide messenger RNA. RefSeq lists its product as uncharacterized. The transcript is spliced from 11 exons. NCBI's taxonomy places the organism in Eukaryota, Metazoa, Mollusca, Bivalvia, Mytilida, Mytilidae. The record is from RefSeq and is a predicted model, not a curated record. The coding region runs from base 238 to 2220 and encodes 660 amino acids.